Messenger RNA from Oikopleura dioica, 336 nucleotides. The record is from the annotation of a GenBank genome assembly. Lineage: Eukaryota; Metazoa; Chordata; Appendicularia; Copelata; Oikopleuridae.
AUGAGUACAAACAGCAAGAAGCUCCAAUCCCGAAAGCAGCCAACUUCUCUUCUGAUGCAGUCAGCAAACGGCACCCUCUACAACGCCAUCGAAGUCGACCUUCUGACCAGAGAGAAAGUCCGGGACGUCGUGGUCAAGUUCUUUCCCAAAUCCUCCGUCCGAACCUACGUCGAUGUCAAAGGCAUUCGCUGUCCUUCGGAGAUCUACUUUCACGUCAAAGCCUUUUCCCUUGCCCGUCCCUUCAUCGUCGAACCACUCGACUGGAUCGAGCGAGAAGAUGACUUCGCGAUCGCCGUGGAAAAGCCCGAAAGAACCAUGGUCCAUGGACUUGUUUAA